GGGGGGGGGAGGGAUCGCGGCGCUUCGAGGCGGCGGCGACGGAGCGCGGCGGGAGCGGCGGUGAGGCCGAGGGGACCGGCCGCGGCUGCCGAGGUCCCGGGACGGUGCCCGUGCGAGGGCCCAGACGCCGCCCGCUCGCCUUGAGCCGCCGCCGCUCGGCUUUUCCUUUGUAUUUUUGUUACCCGGCAGCGUUUUGUGGAAGCGGCCAAUCGCGGGGCGAGAGCGCGUCUGAUCGACGGCGGCGCCGGCCAAUCGGGAGCGCCAGCUCCGGCUCUGGACGACGCCCAUUGGCGGGCUGGACGGAGAGCCCGCGCCAAUCGCCGAGGAGACUGGAAUGCCGGAGGCCUGGAGCCGGGUGACGCAGUGAGAGGCCCCGCCAUGGAGUUCCCGGAGCACGGCCGCCUGCUGCUGCAGAGCCUCCGCGACCAGAGGCGCCAGGGCUUCCUGUGCGACUGCACGGUGCUGGUGGGCCCGGCGCACUUCCAGGCUCACCGGGCCGUCCUCGCCGCCUUCAGCACCUACUUCCACCUCUUCUACAAGGAGGAGGCGGCGGCGGCGGCGGCGGGCAAGCGCGACGUGGUGGAGCUGGACGACGAGAUCGUCACGGCUCCCGCCUUCUCCCUGCUGCUCGAGUUCAUGUACGAGGGCCGCCUGCGCUUCUGCGGGGCCCCCACCGAGGACGUGCUGGCCGCCGCCAGCUUCCUGCACAUGAACGACAUCGUCAAGGUGUGCAAGGGCCGGCUCAAGGCCCGGGCCCUGGCCGAGGCCGACAGCACCAGGAAGGAGGACGAGGCCCUGGCGGCGGGAGGAGGAGGAGGCCCGGCCGCCGGCACGUCCCGCCUCGGCCUCUCCUACAUCCCCGCCGCCCGCCUCCCACCCCCCGAGCCGGCCCAAGGAGCGGCCCCGCAACCGGCCCACGGCGGAGGAGGGAACCAGCAGCAGCAGCAGCACCACCACCACCCCGAGCCGGGCCAGUGGCCCCCCGAGCCCGCCGACACCACCCAACCCGGCAUGGAGACCGAGGCCAAGGUGGAGAACCUGCUGGCCAGUCCCUGCUCGUCCACUGACGGGGUCGGACGCGCACUCGAGGCCGGAGGCGGGAGCUGGCAAGGCGAGGCCGAGGCCGGAGGGCCCGGGGCCUGCUCGUCCCCGCUGCCACCCGGCUGCUUGGCCCGGCUGCAGGCUCCCGGCGCCGGGGAAGGGGCCGGGGCCGGGGCAGGGGCCGGCGCGGCGGCGGACGAGGAGGAAGGGGAGGAGGGCGAGCUGAUCACCGUCAAGGUGGAGGACGACCUCUUCUCCGACGACGAGCAGGCCGAGGAGCCGGGGCCUCGGUUAGACGACGUCUUCCAAGCGCCGGAGGCCCAACCACCGCCGCCACCAGCCACCGGUCACAUCGUCAUCUCGGACGAGGACGAGAUGCCCCCGGAGGAGGACGCUUACCCGGGCCCGGGGCUCUACUGCAGCGGCGGGCUGCCGUCCGAGGGCAAGGCCUACGGCGAGAUGACCAGCCCCGGGCCCCUCUCCCUCUCGGCCAAGCUCUACUUCCAGGACCUGCCGCCUCCUCCGCCGGGCUCCGAGGACGAGCUGCCCACCUGCGUGGCCUGCGGCAAGACCUUCUCCUGCACCUACAGCCUGAAGCGCCACGCCCUGGUGCACACCCGGGAGAGGCCGCACAGCUGCCGCUUCUGCCUGCGCCGCUACUCGCAGUCCGGGGACCUCUACCGCCACAUGCGGACUUGAUGGGCCGAAUGGUCUGUUUCCGUGCUCUCUGGAAUUCUCCACGCGAGAGACCCAACGACGUUCAAGCAUCCAGUGCCGAGAUGAAUGGAUGUUUGGACACUAAAGGAAUACAGGAUGAUGGGGCAUCAGGACACAAUCAUUCCGAUGUAUUAGCCUUGCCCUUAAUUACAGACCAGACGCAGCUGCCACUUCUUCUGUUCCUGAAAUUACUUAACCGCAGCCCUGCCUCUGGCACUCAGAGUGUGCCAAGCACAUGCAGAGUUGUGUUAAUCUGCAAUAAUAAAUACAUUGAUUCAUAAUAGGUUCAUGUUUAAAGUCUACAUUUAUGACAAUGUAACAGUGCAAAUAGGACAGUAUUAAUGUAAACCAGGUAAUGUGUCCACUAAUGUUAACACUGACAAUUUGCUACUCUGUCUAAUGACAGCAAGUACAGUUUGACGAAUCUGUCAGAAAAACAAUCCAUUCUGUCUUUGCCCCUUUAACAGCUCAGUGCUGUUCUUUUACGGUCGCUUCACCCGGCCUGCUCGCACGCGAUCUCUAAUUGGUUUGGGUGGGCAGAGGAUCGUGGGGAUUGUAGUCCAAGUCAUUUGCUUUCAUAAGGAGAGGCAGUGCAUGUUCCUCACCUUGUUGUGGUCUGUGAGCCCCCCGAGAGAGCGGCAGGGUGACAGAUCCCGGUAAGGACAAUGAGUUACAAUGUCCAACUUUAGAGUAUGACCCAGCCAUCAAAUGUCAUAGUGAGAAUCACAGACAUGUCCUGAAAUGUGUUGUUUAGUGGCAGCAGUACAGUGCAAGACAUAAAAACUACUACAAGUUACAAUGAAUAAAUAAAUAUUGCAAAAGAGGGAUAAUGAGGUGGUGUUCAUGGACCGUUCAGAAAUCUGAUGGCGGAGGGGAAGAAGCUGUUCCUAAAUCUAAUAAGGUCCUAACAAGGUCUUCAGGCUCCUGUACCUCCUCCCCGAUGGUAGUAACAAGAAGAGGGCAUGUCCCGGAUGGUGAGGGUCCUUAGUGACGGAUGCUGCCUUCUUGAGGCACCGCCUCUUGAUGUCCUCGAUGGUGGGGAGGGUUGUGCCUGUGAUGGAGCUGGCUGAGUCUACAACCCUCUGCAGCCUCUUGCGAUCCUGCACAUUGGAGCCUCCAUACCAGGUGGUGAUGCAACCAGUCAGAAUGCUCUCUGCCGUCCAUCUGUAGAAAUUUGCAGGACUCUUUGGUGACAUACCAAAUCUUAUAGAUUCUUACAGCAUGGAAACAGGACCUUCAGCCCAAGUCAUCCAUGCCAACUAUGUUGCCCAGCGAGCUAGUCUCAUCUGCUUGCGUUUGGCCCAUAGCCCUCUAAACCUCUCCUAUCCAUGGACUUAUCCAGAUGGCUUGUAAACGUUGCUAAUGUGCCCACCUCAACCACUAUUUCUGGCAGCUCGUUCCAAAUACGCACCACCCUUUGCGUGAAGAAGCUGCCCCUGAUGUCCUUUUUAAAUCUCUCGCCUCUGAUCUUAAACCUCUGCCCUCUUGUUUUUAAGCACCCCCUUCCCUGGGAAAAAGACUCUCUGCUUUGGCCCUGUCUAUGCCCUUCAUGAUCUUAUACACCUCUAUCAGGUCACCCCUCAAUCUCCUACGUUCCAGGGAAUAAAGUCCUCGUCUACGCAACCUCUCCUUGUAUCUCGCAACAUCCUGGUAAAUCUUUUCUAGUUUAAGAACAUCUUUCCUAUAACAGUGUGGACAAAAUACUCCAAGUGCAGCCUUACCAAUGUCUUAUACAACUGGAUCACAAUUUCCUAACGCCUAUACUCAGUGCCCAGACUGACGAAGGCCAGUGUGCCAAACACCUUCACCACCCUGUCUACCUGUGACACCGCUUUCAGUGAACUAUGCACUUGCACUCCUAAGUCCCUCUGUUCCUUGACACUCCCCAGGGCCUCACCAUUCACUGUGCAAGUCCUACCCUGGUUUGAUCUCCCAAAAUGCAGCACCUCACAUUUGUCUGGAUUGAAAGCCAUUUGCAAAUCCUCAGCCCAUGUACCCAGCUGAUCAAGAUCCCCCUGUAUAUUUUCAUAACCUUCUACACUGUCUACACCACCACCUAUUUUAGUAUCAUCCACAAACUUACAGGAAUGUGUCUCGAUUAAGAUGGCUUGAACAAAGGACUUGGACAGGUUGGGAGAAUGGGUAAAGAAGUGUCAGAUGGAAUACAGCGUAGGGAAGUGUACGGUCACGCACUUUGGUAGAAGGAAUAAAGGUGGUGACUAUUUUCUAAAUGGGGAGAGAAUUCAGAAAUCGGAGGUGUAAAGGGACUUGGGAGUCCUACUGCAGGGUUCCCUGAAGGUUAACUUGCAGGUUGAGUCGCUAGUAAGGAAGGCAAAUGCAAUGUUUGCAUUCAUUUCCAGAGGACUAGAAUAUAAAAGCAAGGAUGUAAUGCUGAGGCUUUAUAAGGCACUGGUCAGACCACAUUUGGAGUAUUGUGAGCAGUUUUGGGCCCCAUAUCUAAGGAAGGAUGUGCUGGCAUUGGAGAGGGUCCAGAGGAGGUUUUUGAGAAUGACCCCGGGAAUGAAAGGGUUAACGUAUGAGGAACAUUUGAUGGUUCUGGGCCUGUACUCUCUGGAGUUCAGAAGGAUGAGGGAGGAUCUCAUUGAAACCUACUGAAUAUUGAAAGCCCUGGAUAAGAGUGGACAUGGAGAGGAUGUUUCCAUCAGUGGGAGAGUCCAGGACCAGAGGGCACAGCCUCAGGAUAAAGGGACGUCCCUUUAGAACAUAGAUGAGGAGGAAUUUCUUCAGCCAGACGGUGGUGAAUCUGUGGAAUUCAUUGCCACAGACGGCUAUGAAGACCAAGUCAUUGGGUGUAUUUAAAGCGGAGGUUGAUAGGUUCUUGAUUAGAAAGGGCGUCAAAGGUUACGGGGAGAAGGCAGGAGAAUGGGGUUGAGAGGGAAAAAUAAAUCAGCCACGAUCGAAUGGCAGAGCAAACUCAAUGGGCCAAAUGGCCUAAUUCUGCUCCUGUGUCUUAUGGUUGGAGAACAGGCGGAGGGAUUUCAAACCAACCCAGACUGCUGUUUGCAAUCCAACAGCGUUCAAAAUUCUCUCUCUGAAACCCUUAAGGUAACCCCACCGAGCCUUUCUGAGCAGCUCCCUUCCUCUACAGACUCCCAGCUCGAUUGCAGAUGUUUGGCGUAGGUCCAAGCUGCUGGAUUUCAUUCUGAACCCUUAUCUCAGCGGCAUUCGAUGGGGCCAGGGUGCCUCCUGCCUGUGACCCGGAGCAACAUCCACACUGCUGCCACCUCAGAGAGUCACACAGCACAGAAACAGGCCCUUCCACCCAUCGAGUCCAUACAACCAUCAACCACCCAGUUACACCGAUCUCGUCUUAUUCUCCCCACGUUCGAUCAACCAACCCCAGAUUCUACCCUUCAACACACUGGGGGGACAAUUAACCCACUGACCCUGCACGUCAUUGGGAUGUGGGAGGGAACCAGAGCCACCCAAGGGAAACCCAUGUGGUCGCAGGGAGAAUGUGUAAACUCCACAGAGACAGCACUGGAGUUUGGGAUCAAAGCCCCUGGGUCUCUGGGAGAUAUCCAAUGAGGAAGCAAAAUUGAUUGGGGGGGGGGG
Pristis pectinata (smalltooth sawfish) is the source of this 5334-nucleotide messenger RNA. RefSeq names its product zinc finger and BTB domain-containing protein 3-like. The transcript is spliced from 3 exons. Gene Ontology annotation, cellular component: nucleus. Bases 379 to 1740 code for a protein of 453 amino acids. Gene Ontology annotation, molecular function: DNA-binding transcription factor activity, RNA polymerase II-specific; RNA polymerase II cis-regulatory region sequence-specific DNA binding; protein binding. Gene Ontology annotation, biological process: regulation of transcription by RNA polymerase II. NCBI's taxonomy places the organism in Eukaryota, Metazoa, Chordata, Chondrichthyes, Rhinopristiformes, Pristidae. The record is from RefSeq and is a predicted model, not a curated record.